UCCUCUUUGCUGGCUAGUGGCUGUAGCCUUUGCUUACAGCUUUAUAUUCCCUGAAUUGUUGUAGAAAAGGAACGAAAAAAAAUCAAAGAAGAACAAUGGCUCUUCCUCAAGAGGUCGAAGCUCUCUCAAAAUCUUUCUCAGGAUUUGGAGUUGAUGAGAAAUCAAUUAUUACGGUAUUGGGGAAAUGGAAACCGGAGGAAAGGAAAUCAUUCAGGAAGGAAUCCCCUUUUUUAUUCACACAAGACGAUCGUCUCUUUGAAAAGUGGAAUGCUGAUCAUAUUGCCCUCCUCAAACGUGAAUUCUCUCGCUUCAAGAAUGCUGUGGUUCUGUGGACAAUGCACCCAUGGGAAAGAGAUGCUCGUAUGACAAAGGAAGCUUUGAUUAAAGAGAAUCGGUCAUAUGAUAUUAUCAUUGAGAUCGCUUGCACCAGAUCAUCAGAAGAGCUAUUGGGUGCGAGGAAGGCCUACCACUCCCUCUUUGAUCACUCCAUCGAGGAAGAUGUUGCUUCACAUAUCCAUGGCAGCAACCGCAAUCUCUUUGUAGCACUAGUGAGUGCCUACAGGUACGAGGGUUCAAAAGUGAACGACGAGAUUGCAAAAUCAGAGGCCAAGAUGCUUUGUAAUGCCAUCAAGAAUGCUAAUAAAAAGAACCCUGUUGAGGACGAAGAGGUGGUAAGGAUACUUGCAACUAGAAGCAAGUCCCAUCUCAAAGCAGUCUAUAAAAACUACAAGGAACUGUGUGGAAAGACCCUUGAUGAGGAUUUGGAGGAUGGAUCAAGCUUAAAAGAAGCAGUUCAGUGCCUUUGCUCUCCUCAAGCAUAUUUUAGCAAAGUACUGAAUGCUGCAUUGAAGAGUGGUGCAGAUGAGAAAACAAAGGUUGCACUUUCUCGAAUAGUUGUAACUAGAGCUGAUUCUGAUAUGAAAGAGAUCAAAGAGAAGUAUCUCAAGGACAAUGGAGUCUCCCUCUCCCAGAAAGUCAAUGAGACAACUCAUGGAAACUAUAAGGAGUUCAUGCUCAACUUGAUUGAAAGGGGAAAAUAACUUAAUCAAAAGAAAUUACACCAAAUUACAAGAAGGCCAAACAUGUUUUAGAUGUCAUGUCUUUUGGUAUUCCUAAAGUUAGAUCACAUAAAUUGUCUUGUCAUUGUAGCUUUUUGUUCUUUUUCUAUAUCAAGCCUAGAUGUCCUUGUGUGACUACAAUGUCAACCUUUCUUUCUUUACUUUUCUCUCUCUCUCUCUCUCCCCCCCCCCCACCUCUCUGAGGGCUUUACUUUGCAUAUUGUGUUUCCAUAAAAUCAUGUUUGCAAGUAAAUUGAACUUUUGAACUAUAUUGGCAGGUUCCUAUCAA
This is a messenger RNA of Macadamia integrifolia, 1347 nucleotides long. Its product is annotated as annexin D4-like. Bases 96 to 1040 code for a protein of 314 amino acids. The transcript is spliced from 6 exons. The record is from RefSeq and is a predicted model, not a curated record. NCBI's taxonomy places the organism in Eukaryota, Viridiplantae, Streptophyta, Magnoliopsida, Proteales, Proteaceae. Gene Ontology annotation, cellular component: cytoplasm. Gene Ontology annotation, molecular function: calcium ion binding; calcium-dependent phospholipid binding.